GAUCACUCCAGUGUUAGUAUACAUCGAAUCAGUUGUUGGGCUUGAUGGCCGCUAGGCGUUCCCAUCAGGAAUAAUUUCGGGCGCCGAGCCUUAGAUUUGUAAUGUGAUUUGUGGCUGGAGGUACAAAGUGCACGCAACAGAUUUGUACGGCAUUAGCCGAGCGGCGUUACAAUAUUGCCAGCACUCCCACAGGAGCCUCGGGUCGGCAGAGCCGCGUCUGAAAUAGCCGCCGGACCCCGCGUGUGCCGACACUUUCCUCAAGACUGAUGUCCCGUCGGACAAGGAAACGGCGUUUCUUCAGCAGCGAGUCAAAUUAGAAGCACAUCUAUCAGGGCAGUAGCGAGGUGCUCGAGCUGGUAACUUCGACUUGCCGUGGCUGUGGGGAGCGGGGAAGGCUGGAGAGGCAUUUCGUGCCGUGUAAGACUUGCUAGCGGAGAGAGCCAUUCAUAUACAUAGGCACUUAAGUUGGAAGGACACACGAGGCAAUUACAGAGACGGUUAAGAAGUGUCCGUCCCCCGCAGCAUGGAGGCUACGAAAGCCGGCGUUCUGCUAGCCUGGCUGCUUCUCUUCUACACAAAUGUUGUUCGUGGCCAGCCCGGGAUAGAGCUCACCUUACCGCGAAGCGUGAACGCAAUAGUCGGGAAAGGUGUCGUCCUUCCCGCCGCUUACUCAACCAACAGACGCAUCAACCUCAUCGAGUGGAGCGUCAUCGACAGGGCCAACACCAAGGAACGGAGGCCCGUCUUCCUCUUCAACCCCAACACGGGAGUGUUUAACUCCGGGUGGAACUAUGGAAGAAGGGUCCAUCUGGAGGAGCAGGCAUCCCUGCGAAUGGAUCACACCAGAAGGGAAGACGCCGGGACCUACGUGCUGAAGUUAACCACUGAUGACUUACAAACAACGGAGGCACAGGUCGAGCUGGUGGUCAUGGUGCCACCGACAGUGCGGGUCGGCCCAUCAAACCCCCAUGUCGUCACAAAAGGCAAGAGCGUGACCCUGACGUGCGCCGUCAGAAACGGGUUUCCCAACAUCACGUCACUCACCUGGCAAAAGAACGGCGUCCCCAUAGAGAGGCUGACCCCGGAUGACCUGAAGUACACGGCGGGAACUUUGAAGUCGCCGAACCUCGUCAUCCGCAGUGUGGACAGGACGGAUGCUGGGAAAUACACAUGCGCAGUUAGCCACCCGGCCAAGGAUAAGGAUAUUAAAAGCGCCAUGUCCUUGAACGUAUUAUACAAUGCAGCCAUCAUACGCAUAUCCGAAGCACACACGGUCCCAGCCAAAGAGAGCGUGACGCUACAGUGUAUCGCCGAAGGGAACCCCCUCCCCAACAUGACAUGGACGAGAGACGGAGUGGUGAUGCCGUCCAAGCUGCAGUCCGUGUCCGGUGACCUGCGGUCCUGUACCAUGGUACUACACAACACCAGGAUGAACGAGACAGGCUCCUACAUGUGUAAAGCCUGGAACGGCAUAGACAAACCGGAUGCCAAACCGGUGUUUCUCACCAUUGGCCCACCAGCCAAAGGCCUUGAUAUGAGCACGGUUGCCAUAGUGAUCGGAGUGACUGUGGGGUUCCUGUGGGUCAGCCUCUGUUUCAUCCUGCUGGUGUGCUACAUCCGGCGGCGCCGCCACAGGGCAGAGAAAACAAAGUUCGCUUUCUACUACAACCUGGGGAAGAGGGAGCCGAACAAGACUGACGAGAAGUCUGAGGAGGGACCCAAGGUUCCAGCCAAGCCCCGACUAUCUGCACCCAUGAACACGGGAAUUGGAACCAUGAGAAAGUCCAAGAAGGGACAAGAUAUGACAGAGAGAAGGUACGCUAAGGUGCUCUAUCCGUACCUUCCGAUCGAGGAGAACGAGCUGUGCCUCCAGAUUGAUGACGUCAUCGAGGUGCUGGAGGGGGAAGAUGGCGGCUGGUGCCUGGGUUACCUGAGGGGCAGGAUAGGCCUGUUCCCCUCCAACUACGUUUCUUUCCUCAAGGCGAAUGAAGGGAAGCCAGUUGCACCUCCCCGUUCAGGAAUCGAGCUGGACGACACCGGAAAACGAAGCAUCUAGAAACAUAUCGAAGACCGUCAGACGAUAUUCCCCAUCUACUCUCGGUUUCAGCCUGAUAAAUGGGAUGUUCUCAUGAUGAAGCAUCUUAAUAAGUAGCUGUACAUUAACUUUUGAAGGUGUAAGAAAAUGAGGUCAACACUAAUACUG
Messenger RNA from Branchiostoma floridae (Florida lancelet), 2203 nucleotides. Its product is annotated as nectin-4-like. The coding region runs from base 524 to 2056 and encodes 510 amino acids. The transcript has 8 exons. Gene Ontology annotation, molecular function: cell adhesion molecule binding. The record is from RefSeq and is a predicted model, not a curated record. Gene Ontology annotation, biological process: cell-cell adhesion. NCBI's taxonomy places the organism in Eukaryota, Metazoa, Chordata, Leptocardii, Amphioxiformes, Branchiostomatidae. Gene Ontology annotation, cellular component: cell-cell junction.